Molecule: messenger RNA, 678 nt
Organism: Rotaria sp. Silwood1
Lineage: Eukaryota; Metazoa; Rotifera; Eurotatoria; Philodinida; Philodinidae
Source: the annotation of a GenBank genome assembly
AUGCCACCGGUGCAGGUCAUAAUACUCUAUUUUGGUCGUCUUCGAGAACUCACUGGCACAUCAAGUGAAAAAAUUGACUUUGAUUCUUCAAUUGCCUAUACACAACAAACUAUUCUUGAUCAUAUUAUUCAACAUCGUCCAAUUUUAAAAUCUUUUUUAACUACAAAUUCUUUUCGCUUGGCUGUUAAUCAACAAUAUCUACUGGAGACAGAUUUAGUUAAAUUCAGUGAACAAAGUGAAGUAGCACUUCUUCCACCGUUUGGUGGUGACGAACUUUAUAAAAGGGUUGUUGCGCCUUCGUGUGGUGCCGUUUCAUCUUUUAUUGGCAUUACACGAGAUAAUUUUGAAGGACGUCGAGUUUCUCGUCUUUCCUAUGAAGCUUAUGAACCAAUGGCCUUACAAGAAUUGAAUCGUUUAUGUGAUGAUGCUCGGCGACAAUUUGCCAAUAUUGAACACAUAGCAAUUUGCCAUCGCUUAGGCGACGUGUCAAUUAGUGAUAUAUCCGUUGCUAUUUACGUUUCGGGCCCUCAUCGGCGUGAUGUAUUGGAUGCCGUUUCCUUUCUCAUCGAACAGCUCAAAACAAAUGUUCCCAUAUGGAAAAAAGAAAUCUACGAAGAUUAUGAAGACAACAGCAAUAACAACAUGUCAACAUCUUAUUGUUGGAAAGAAAAUAAAUAA